Vidua chalybeata is the source of this 1775-nucleotide messenger RNA. It is a transcript of the gene PCOLCE2, whose product is annotated as procollagen C-endopeptidase enhancer 2. Gene Ontology annotation, molecular function: protein binding. Lineage: Eukaryota; Metazoa; Chordata; Aves; Passeriformes; Viduidae. The record is from RefSeq and is a predicted model, not a curated record. Bases 161 to 1354 code for a protein of 397 amino acids. The transcript is spliced from 8 exons.
CAGUAUGCUGAUUUUUCUCUUUAAAGCUUGUAUCUGUGUCCCAGGAAAUGUUCUCCUCCUUGUAAACUAUUAUGCUGUCUUAAUUUACAUCCUUCUCUGUACUCUUGUCUCUUUUGCAAUGUCCACAGAUGCAGACAUGUAAGAAGAUUUGCCUUGUCUUAUGUUUCCUCAGAUGUUUCAGAAAACAAAACUCUCUUCUAUUUUGAGGACACCCACUAGUAGUUCUUUUGAAUUCUCUGUUUAUAGUUUUACAGUGUCUUCCAAAUAUAAUUCUUUCACUGCAGCCACUCCAGUCCCAGAGGGAAAAGUGGUGGUUCUUUCCUUUCGGUAUUUAGACCUGGAAAGCGACAAUCUGUGCCGGUAUGAUUUUGUGGAUAUAUACAGUGGCCACGCCAAUGGACAGCGCAUCGGCAGGUUCUGUGGCACUGUGAAACCAGGUGCCCUGGUAUCCAGCAGCAAUAAAAUGUUGGUGCAGAUGACUUCAGAUGCUAAUACUGCUGGAAGUGGAUUCAUUGCAAAGUUUUCUGCAGCAGAACCACACGAAAGAGGGGACCAGUACUGCGGGGGACGCCUGGAGAAGCCGUCGGGCUCCUUCCACACGCCCAACUGGCCAGAGCGGGACUACCCCGCGGGAGUCACCUGCUCCUGGCACAUCGUGGCCCCGAAGAACCAGCUAAUAGAGUUAAAGUUUGAGAAGUUUGAUGUGGAGAGAGACAACUACUGCAGAUAUGACUACGUGGCAGUGUUUAAUGGUGGGGAAAUCAAUGAUGCUAAAAGAAUUGGGAAGUACUGUGGAGACAGUCCACCAGCGCCUAUUCUGUCUGAGAAAAAUGAAUUGCUCGUUCAGUUUUUAUCUGAUUUAAGCUUAACAGCUGAUGGUUUUAUUGGCCAUUAUAAAUUUAGACCAAAAAAGUUACCCACAACUACAGCUCUGCCUACAACCACAACAGUCCCUGCUACUUCAACUGUGAAACCUACAGUUGCCCUCUGCCAGCAGAAGUGUAAAAGGAGUGGGACUCUGGAAAGCAAUUAUUGUUCAAGCAAUUUUGUAAUAACUGGAACUGUAAUCACAACAGUAACACGGGCUGGCAGUCUGCAUGCAACAAUAUCCAUCAUUAAUGUAUAUAAGGAGGGAAAUUUAGCAAUCCAACAAGCUGGCAAGAAUAUGAGUGCCAAGAUUCUUGUUAUGUGUAAGCAGUGUCCUCUCAUCAGGAGAGGUUUAAACUACAUCAUCAUGGGCCAGGUAGAAGAAGAUGGUAGAGGCAAAGUCUUUCCCAACAGCUUUGUCAUGAGUUUUAAGACUAAGAACUCAAAGAUCCUAAAUGCCUUGAAAAACAAAACAUGUCAAAAUUGAACUCUGCAGCUGUGUUCUAUCAUCUGUCUUGAAAAAUCAUUUUACCUUAGCGUAAGUCAUGGAACUACAACUGACUGCCAACAGUAUGACCAUGCUGACCCUUCCUUCCCUCCUGUCCACAUAAGCACACCUGGCACAAAGUGGAAUCCAUUACAUGUACAAGAUGACAACAGACCCUCCCUAAGGCUGACAGCCGAAGAUUUGCAGCACAGCCACCUGAUCUCAAACAUACUAAUUCCAAGUACUUGGAAGAUGUUAAUUUAUAACUGUCCAAUUUUUUUAAGGAGUUUUGUACGUAAAAUAAGAAUUCUAAGUGCAAUAUUUAUAGCAACUCAGUUCAACUUAGCUUUUUCUCUAAAGUUGUUUUAUUACAUGGAUUUCUGCAUUAUUAUCAGUGCUUAAUAAAAUAUUUUAAGAUUAA